Messenger RNA from Toxorhynchites rutilus septentrionalis, 7125 nucleotides. Its product is annotated as inositol hexakisphosphate and diphosphoinositol-pentakisphosphate kinase. Gene Ontology annotation, molecular function: diphosphoinositol pentakisphosphate kinase activity; inositol hexakisphosphate kinase activity; 5-diphosphoinositol pentakisphosphate 1-kinase activity. Gene Ontology annotation, cellular component: cytosol. Gene Ontology annotation, biological process: inositol phosphate biosynthetic process; inositol metabolic process. The record is from RefSeq and is a predicted model, not a curated record. NCBI's taxonomy places the organism in Eukaryota, Metazoa, Arthropoda, Insecta, Diptera, Culicidae. The transcript has 15 exons. The coding region runs from base 664 to 7029 and encodes 2121 amino acids.
UCUUCAUUAUAGUAAAAAGAAUCGCGCUGGAAAGACGUGUAUUUGGAAAGAUGCAGAGACGUGAUGUUUGGGAUUUGUUUCGAACAGUAUUUUCAAUUAGUGAUUUAUUCGAAUGAAGCAAUCGCUCAAUAUUCGUGAAGUGAGAGAGAUAACGCUUGCCGAGAUUCCAUCCCGUAAAGUGCUGAUAAAUAAUGUGUACCUAAUUUAACGCAAGGGUGUAUUUGUUUGUGAAAUGGCAUUUAAUCGGAGUAAAAUUGUGAACCACGUGAGAUGAAAAUCGAAGCGAUGCAAUCGUGAAUGGAAGAUGUCGUGUGUGCUAGGAAUGUUAACUGAAUGACGAAGAUCUAAUUACUACGAAAAUAGCCUGAAGGCAAUACGCAUUUUGUCGCGGAAUCACAUGUGUAGAAUGCGACGACGUGUUCAAAACAAUCCUUGCGGUCAAUGGAAGAUUUGUUUCUAAUCUCUGUAUAGACUGAGUUGUGCGCGAAGCUGCAAAAUCUAGUUCAAGUGCCUUGACCAUUAAUGAAAUUUGUCAACAUAGUGCUGUGAUUUAUAUUGAGUGAUCUGCUUACGUCUGAAGAACUAGGUGAAAUCAUCGAAAAUGUGUAAAUCUAGAUAAGUGUUUUGUAGAAGUGAAGUGAAGAACCAUUGGUUCAAUUUACGAUGGAGUGGUCAUGGCUGAAGGAUUGGUGGCGUUUGAAGAGACCACGGCGAAAAUAUCGACGCAAUAGAGCAGGAGCGAAUACUGAACCCGGCGUUGCCGAUAGUGAUUGUGAGCAAUACGGUGAUCAAGCAGCAGGAGAACCUGGCACCUACAAUCGACAUAAUGCCAGGAGUCGGGCUUGCUCGUUCGAUUGUGACGAUGAGACCAUCUGUUAUUGUGAUGAAUGUAUGAAUGGGGACCUUGAUUCAACAGAUGGGCUCGACUCGGAUGAUUCGUCUGCAUCCGGCAAGCAGGUGGUGGUGGCAGUGUGUGCAAUGGCCAAAAAAUCACAAUCCAAACCGAUGAAGGAGAUUCUCACCCGGCUGCAGGAGUUCGAGUUCAUAAAAAUGAUCGUGUUCAGCGAAGAAAUUAUUCUCGGCGAACCUGUCGAGAAGUGGCCCAUCUGUGACUGUCUGAUAUCGUUCCACUCCAAGGGUUUCCCGCUGGAUAAGGCCAUUCAGUAUGCGCAGCUCAGACAGCCAUAUGUAAUUAACAAUUUACAUAUGCAAUUCGAUAUUCAGGUAGAUCGAAGACGUGUGUAUGCCAUACUGGAGAAGGAAGGCAUUGAGAUUCCAAGAUAUGCAGUGCUCGAUCGAGAUUCACCGGAUCCAAAACAACACGAGCUAGUAGAAUCUGAAGAUCAUGUGGAAGUCAAUGGAAUUAUAUUCAACAAACCUUUUGUCGAGAAGCCAGUCUCGGCUGAGGAUCACAACAUAUACAUCUACUAUCCCACAUCGGCCGGUGGAGGUAGCCAACGUCUGUUUCGAAAGAUCGGAAGCCGCAGUAGCGUGUAUUCGCCCGAAUCUCGUGUUAGGAAAACGGGUUCUUUCAUCUAUGAAGAUUUUAUGCCAACUGAUGGAACUGAUGUGAAAGUGUAUACGGUCGGUCCUGAUUACGCCCAUGCCGAGGCUAGAAAGAGCCCUGCUCUCGAUGGUAAAGUUGAGAGAGAUAGUGACGGCAAGGAAAUCAGGUAUCCAGUAAUUUUGAGUAACGCAGAAAAGUUGAUUUCGCGCAAGGUUUGCCUUGCCUUCAAACAAACCGUGUGCGGAUUCGAUCUGCUGCGUGCUAACGGGAAAUCGUUUGUCUGUGAUGUUAACGGGUUUAGUUUCGUGAAAAAUUCUAACAAAUAUUACGACGAUAGCGCAAAGAUAUUAGGAAACAUGAUACUUCGAGAACUGGCACCUACUUUACAUAUACCAUGGUCCGUUCCGUUUCAAUUAGACGAUCCGCCGAUAGUUCCGACAACAUUCGGAAAAAUGAUGGAACUGCGCUGUGUUACUGCCGUUAUAAGGCAUGGCGAUCGAACGCCGAAGCAAAAAAUGAAAGUAGAAGUGAGACAUCCGAAAUUUUUCGAAAUUUUCGAGAAAUACGAUGGUUAUAAGUACGGACAUAUUAAACUAAAGCGGCCGAAACAAUUGCAAGAAAUUUUGGAUAUUGCAAGGUCACUACUUGCAGAAAUACAAACGAAAGCCGCCGACUCGGAGAUUGAGGAAAAACAAAGCAAACUGGAACAGUUGAAAAGUGUGCUAGAAAUGUACGGGCAUUUUUCUGGCAUCAAUCGUAAGGUGCAAAUGAAAUACCAACCGAAAGGACGUCCGCGAGGAUCUAGUUCAGACGAUGGUAAACACCGUUCUAUAGAUGCCCCAAAGGACCCUUCACUGGUUUUAAUUUUAAAAUGGGGAGGUGAACUAACCCCGGCCGGUCGAAUUCAAGCUGAAGAGUUGGGAAGAAUUUUCCGAUGCAUGUAUCCGGGAGGACAAAGUCGUGACGGAAAGGAGGGUCUAGGUGCCCAAGGUUUAGGUCUUUUGCGGUUACAUUCAACCUUUCGCCAUGAUUUGAAAAUAUAUGCUUCGGACGAAGGUCGAGUUCAAAUGACGGCAGCGGCAUUCGCGAAAGGACUGUUGGCGUUGGAGGGAGAGUUGACUCCAAUAUUGGUACAGAUGGUGAAAAGUGCCAAUACUAAUGGUUUACUAGACAAUGACUGUGAUUCGAGUAAAUAUCAAAACAUGGCGAAGUCGCGUUUGCAUGAGCUAAUGCAAAUCGAUCGGGAUUUCACGGUAGAAGAUCGUGCCGCAAUAAAUCCCGACAAUGCCAUAAGUAUCAACCUCGCAAUGGAUUUUGUCAAGAAUCCAGUCAAGUGUUGCGCACAUGUACACUCGCUAAUUCAAUCCUUGCUUGGAGUUGUGGCUGUAAAAAGGGAUGACCCUAAGACUAGGGAUGCGGUACUGUAUCAUGGAGAAACAUGGGAACUCAUGGGUCGCAGAUGGGGUAAAAUAGAAAAAGACUUCUGCACCAAAAGCAAAAACUAUGAUAUUUCGAAAAUACCAGACAUAUACGAUUGUAUUAAGUAUGACUUGCAACAUAACCAACAUACCCUUCAGUUUGAUUUGGCUGAAGAAUUGUACAUAUACGCUAAGUAUUUAGCAGAUGUUGUGAUUCCACAAGAGUAUGGCUUAACGGUUCAUGAGAAACUGACGAUAGGUCAAGGAAUUUGUACGCCUCUUUUGAAGAAAAUUCGCGCUGAUUUGCAACGAAACAUUGAAGAAGUUGGCGAUGAAAGUGUAAAUCGACUGAACCCUCGGUAUAGCCAUGGUGUUUCAAGCCCCGGUAGGCAUGUUCGAACACGGUUGUAUUUCACUAGUGAAAGUCACGUUCAUUCGUUAUUGACCGUAUUACGUUACGGUGGUCUCUUGAACGUUCUAACCGACGAGCAGUGGCGUCGGGCGAUGGAAUAUGUAUCCAUGGUUUCGGAAUUGAACUAUAUGUCCCAGAUUGUAAUAAUGUUGUAUGAAGAUCCUACCAAGGAUCCCUGCUCGGAGGAACGUUUCCAUGUAGAGUUACACUUCAGUCCGGGAGUAAACUGUUGUGUGCAGAAAAAUUUGCCUCCUGGUCCGGGCUUUAGACCGCACAGUCGCAAUGAUUCCGUUACAUCAAAGAAUGCGAGUGGCGACGAGGAGAGCACAUCCCGUAUUGACGAAGAAAAUGAUACGGAAGAGGAGAAUUCCCAUGGAUCUUGUCAAACUCUCUCGAAAGAAAAUUCUUUCACAGAAACGUUUAAAAACAAAGACAGAAAGAUUCGUAAGAUCAAAUCAUCUGAGCCAAUCCCAAUUGGAUCUUGUCACACUGUGUCUGGCCAUGAAGCUAUGGAUUUAGCGAAGAGGUUAAGCGAAGAGAUAGCCGCGCAGCAACAAACCGGACUGCAGAGACCUCUCAGUCCGGAUGAGCCACGUGCCGCUCGAUCGUUCGAGCACGGUAAACAUGGAAGAAUCAAGGGCGAAAUGUCAUCUGCCAUUAUAGAACCCGAAUGUGCUUACGAAAAGGCAAUGGACGAAAUUCGCUUUUCUUCAACGGAAUUUUCACAAAGACCAGACACUCUUAGAAAUGACUUCACCUGGUUUGAUUCACACAACACACUAGGAACAAACAACAAAAUUCGCGAACACUACGCACAGACUACCAUACUAACAAUUGAUGAAAUACCUUCAACUUGUCAAAGUUUCUUCGUACGCGAAUCAUAUUCAUGUGAUUCGAUCGACGAAUUCAGGCCGAAUAUGACAGAUCAAGAUCUGUACGUUUCUUCAUUUUCAGAUACAGACUCUGAAACGUCACGUUACUAUAGCGCUUGUCAUGAUUUUGAUCCUUUCCACUACAAAUAUCCGCUGAGUAGCAGAGCUUUGUCAUAUACUUUUUCUAACGAUCCAGAAAAAGAUAAUUUGGUAACUCCCUUCGGUGGCCUCGGUUACAAAUCGUUGUUUUGUCCAUCGCUUCCACAAAUUAGCAAAAGUUUUGACGAUUUAGAUUACUUGACGGAUGCCGAUACGCCUCGCAUUCUCGAGAAUGGUUCAACCAUUACAUUGCUGUUUCAGGGCAAACCAUCUACUCGCAGCCCUUGUGUAAGAUUUCAAUCUCAAAAGCUUGCUAAUGCUGACUCUGAACGGCUGAAAUCAGGUUUUCCAACAAACGUUUCGGGUUUAUUUCGAGUUGCCAGUGAUCCUGGGCUACCAAUUCGUAGCUUAGAUUAUUUUGCGAACCAUUUGGAUCAUGCCCAAUCUGCUCAUGAGACAAUAACGUUUAUUUCUCUGACUAGUCCACCGCCCGACGAGAUGUUGACAGAUAUAACUUUAGACCGCAGCUUCAAAGUUUUGCUGGACAGAGCUGGUCAACCGGUCUACUCCGAUAAAAUGACCACUGUGACUAGCGACCAGGAUAGUAAACCUAUUAAUACCGCUAUUUGUACCACAACUAACAACAACAGUAACAAUAACCUUGCACCUAAUCGCAAACCUCAAUGUUCAAAAUUCGUCAAAUCAUACACCACAGACAACAGCGCGAUCCCGUCCGGCGGUUGCAGUGUUGCCGUUGUUGGUGGUGGUGGGUCCGGUGGUGUAUGCCAGGCUUCCUCCUCUCACGGUUCGUCCCACUCCUCCACCGGUGGCGCAACUGUAAGACGUCAACGACACAGCAUUGCCGGCCAGAUGAGCUACUUUAAGAUGCUAGGUGGCUUCGGUAAGAAAAUGGCUACCAGUACCAACAGUUUGUUCAGCACCGCGGUCAUCAGUGGCAGCUCGUCGGCACCGAACCUACGUGAUAUGAUUCCGAGCACGGCCUCACCGUCAGCAAUUGAAGGAUUUGGUGGUGUGCCUCCGAUCCGGCCACUCGAGACGUUGCACAAUGCGCUUUCGCUGCGCCAGCUGGACCACUUUCUGGAAAAAAUGACGACCGGACCGUUGUUCAAGACGCCAGCCUCUUCGCCACCGAAGUACCCUUCGACGCCGCUCCCAACCCCAACGCCAAGCCCAGCGAUUCCCGAGCGAUCCGUGCUGCCAACGGCGAGCUGGAGUGGACACUCGAGCAUGACUAGCAGCAUGAGCGCAAUGUCCAGCGGCGGUCCGUCCUCUCCCAAUUAUAGCGACAUGCUUUCCCGCGGAUGUCCUAGUAGUGACAUGUCGGCUAGCAUCACUAGCACUGAUGGGAGCAUUGCGUUAGCUGCUGGCGGAGGAACCCGAGAUAAUAUGCCAAAAAUAUUCCCCAUGAUUGAUAACGAUUUGAACGUGCUUGGGUCCCAUUUUAAUUACGACCAGCUUGCGGCUAGUAUUAAUUUGGAAAGUUCGGCUAAGAUUCCACCCAUCAGUAAAGACGGUACGCUAGACAUCAGCGGUGAUUUGACUCCCAUCAGCACCUGCUCAGAUUGGGAGUUCAAUACUAACGAUGCUACGAAGGGUUCGACAAAUACCAACAAUGACCUAACUGCUGAGGAUGAUGACGAAGAUGCCACUAUUUCGACAGACACUUGUUUGAGUACCGGAGAAAUUACAGCUGCAAGCGAAGAAUCAAAUACGACUCCAAAUCUUAAUAUAACUUUGGGUUCUACCAGCAGCAGCAAAACAGUCCAGAAAGAGUUUCUUUUCGAUAUGAAAAAUAUUAAACAUGAUAUGAGCAUUUUGAGGAGCGAAGAUCUCGUACCAUCUUCUUCAGCAUCGUCAUAUUCAACGGAAGUAAUCCCCAAAAUAGAAAACCGUUUACGCGGUAAUCGUAUUCAAAAACAGAUUAGUCUAUACGAGAAAGAUCUACGAACUGAGGCAAAGAACUUAUCACAUGAAUUGAACAAAUUUGGCGAACGAUCUGCUACCAGCUUGAAACGAACCGCAUCUUGUAACGCUCCCGAAACAAGCCAUUCGCACAUGUCGUUCGAAGAGCUCCAAAAGGAUUUUCCGAAUAUAGAGAAAAAUUUAGUCAGCAAAUUUGAACACGAACAAGAAAAAUGUUCCAAAUCCAGUAAAUCCGUAUCGACCCGCUUGAACAACUCACCCACUCCAGGUGCGCUUGUGAUUCGUGAAGGGUUCAUCGAACCCCCACGGAUAACUAGAGUCCCGAAGAGCUUUCACGGUAAAACUGACCACCAUCAGAUUCAGGUGAACGAUCUGGCUAGGCGAGCAAGUGACUUAGCGCGACCGUCGUCUUCUGUGUCAGCGCUCGCUCCCACAGCGUUACAAUUCUGCGGAAGAGACUCAGCCAACAAGUAUAAUAAAAAUCAAAUACGGCAAAGUAUUAAUACGAUUUCAGUUAGUAACAGUACGAAAACGGGCACACAUACAGUGGGGAAUGCAGGACCAAAUGGAGCAAAUGCCGGAUUGGGAAGAUUUACGACUUCUAUUGUGCAAGAACCGCCGGCAGGUAUCAUGGAAACUGUCCAACGAGCAGAUACUAACACGGGAAUGAAUCAAUUCGCUGGAGAUGUACUUACAGCAAGUUCUACUGUUGGCGUUGGACAAUCCGAAAAGCUACCACAACAGUCGAGUCAAGAUCGAGCAGAUACAGAAAAAUAGUGACCAUAAUCUAUAGAUGUUUUUUUUUGCAAACCAAUCGUAUUGCACAGUAAAAAAGUAUUACUAUCAUCAUUCCACGCAGAACUAGAACAUUUU